AUGAAUAUUGUUGCGGCGAAAAAAGGAGAAGAUAAGAAAGAUGCGUGGAAACAACAGUUGAAACAACGAAAUGGAAGUGCAGAUGAACUGGAAAAGAUUGUUGAACAAACGUCUAAAGAACGUCUUUUGCUUGAAAAACAAGUUUCUUCAAACGUCGAGAAUUUACGAGAAGAAAUAAAGGAUAUCACCGCUCAAAACACAAGACUAGCAAAUGAUAACGAUAUUUUAAAAGAGGAAGUUUGUAAACUGCAAGAUUUUAAAUCAAAACAUGACACAAUUUCAACUCGACUGAAAGAAGUCCAGACACGCAAUGAGAAACUGGAAAAUGCGUGUUCGGAAAAGGAAAAGCGGUUGUAUAAAUUGGAUUUAGAAAAACAAGCGUUCACUGCGAAGAACAAUGCAUUACAGAAGAAAAACAACGAGUUGUUAUCCAAAGUUGACCAGCUUAAUCAGGUUGAAAGAGAAUGCUCUCGUUUAAAAGAGAGUAUCCAAACAUUGGAAAACGAGAAUCUUGCGAUGAAAGAGGAGAAUGUGAAAUUAAGAAACGAAAUCAAAGACUUAUCCGAAGUUAAAAAGGAAGCCGAACAGUUAAAGCUAGAUAAUAUGGAUUUGGAAAAGCAAAGGGAAAAUGUUUCGUUGAAGCUCGAGGAACGAGAUCAGGAAAUUUCAUCUCUUUAUGAGGCACAAGAAGUGGCUCAGAGAAAUCAUUCAGCAGAAGUGAGUGGUUUGGAGGACAUGGUGCGCCGAUUAAAGGAACAAAAAGCGAGGAGUAUUCGUGAAGAAAAGAUGGCCGAAUCUCGUAACACGAAAAGUUCAGUGCUGACGUCGACACCAAAAGACAGCAAGAGUACCCAGACCUCUCGUCCGUCAUCCCCGGUCAUGUCACCAAUAAUACACAACGAAAUACAUGAGUUGCAACGAGACUCUCAAAAAGACGAAGACAUAAAGAGUAUCGAUGAUGAUUCGGGUCAGGAACUCCUAAAUGUCCCGUACAACGGAACGAGUUCUUCGACUAGUUUCGAUUUGGAAAAAGCGGGAACACGAAUUCAGCAGUUGGCUGCUUCAGAUUCUGACGAGAUUGAUUCUAAUUUUGUGAAAACCCAGAAACAAUCGCCCGUGUCAUCGGAGAUCAGCGAGUCUUCGGAGCCGAGUGUCGAAGAUCAGACGAACGAGGAAGAUAAAAGUUACAGCGCGGAUGUGAGCCAAGCCAGUGAUGUUGAAGAACUUCGUGUCAAUAAGACAUUGCAAGAUGUCCAGCAAGAAUCAGACUUUUACGAUCCCAGAGACGAUUUACAUCGGAAGUCCGCUUCAAGACUCUCCCGACUUGGAAGAAAACUCUCCAUAUUCAUCGCUAAGUACAAUUAUGAUCCAAUGCUAUAUUCUCCUAACGAGAACCCAGAAAUGGAGCUCGCUUUUCAAGCUGGAGAUUAUCUGUAUGCUUACGGAGAUGUCGAUGGGGAUGGUUUCUACGUGGGUGAGCUCAUGAACGGCGAACGCGGUCUUGUUCCUUCGAAUUUUGUGGAACAAAUCGCAGAGGAAGAGGCCAUUUUGAAAGAAAGCGAUGACUUAGAUGCUGAUUCAGAUAGCGAAGAAGACAGUUCAGAGGACGAAAUAACGUUAAAAGACGAGGAUGGCGAGAAGAGAGUAAUACGACCGAAAGCAUUUUCGGAACGUCGUCAUGAGAUGUUUCGAUCAUCUCUUGAUCACGUGCUCACUGAACAACUCGAUGACAUCCGGGAGUCUGAGGAAGACGACCUGGAAAUGAGUUCCCUCUCCGAGGACGAGCUGGGAAACCGGAAAAACCAGAAAAACAAGAGCAAUAAACCGGAAGCGGAUCAGGUUUCUAGCGAUGGAUUGGAUUCGAUCGAUUCUGAUGUCCCAGAACCACGCAUUCCAUCACCGACUAAACUCUCUCUGGAUCGUCAGUUUACGAACAGUGCAUUGAUAAGCUGGCGAGGAGCGCAGCUGCCCAAUGAUGAAAUCCAGGGAUACAAUGUUUAUGUCGACGGGAAAUUCAAGACCCAGAUCAAAGGAAGCAAAAAGACGAACGUCGUUGUGGAAGAUAUCAAACCCACCGAGACAUAUCGAGUAUCGGUGCGAACAAAGUCGGUCAGCGGUGUUGAGUCACCUGAUACCGACGCUACAAUGGUUUUUGGUCCAGAUGCCACGUUGUCGCCUAGCAACGUCGAUGUAACCAAGAUCACAGCCACGUCAGGAGAGCUUCAAUGGUUGCCAUCUCACAGUAGCUACCAACACGAGAUUUUCUUGAACGAAACAUUACUGGAAAAUGUCAAAGCUGGUUGUUCAUCUUUUGCGUUUAACGAUCUUUCUCCUUCGACGCAAUAUCACAUACGAGUGCGGACAAUAAUCCCUGGCCAUCUUGAAAUGUCUGGGCGUAAGCUCACAGAGAAGGAUUUAAGUGCUGAAGUGGAGUUCACAACGGCUGAUGGAGGAUUACCAGAGCCUCCUGUUGAUCUUCGACUUUCCCAGCGGACGUCAGAGAACGUGGUUCUAACUUGGUUACCAGUCACUCUUUCUCUCGAUGGCUACUCUAAUGGUUAUAAAGUGAGCGGUUAUAAGAUUUACGUAAAUGAUAUUUAUUGCACGGAGAUUGUUUCUGCCUGUGUGGACAGCAUAGUAAUACCAGUGGAAAAACUGAGAAAUCUCGGAAAGCGACACGACUUUUCGCGCAUGCGCUUUGUUGUUAGAACGCUGUCCGUACUAGGCGAGUCUCUCGACUCGAAUGCUGUGGAAAUUUGCUCCGAAGAUCAUGAAAUAGAGAAUAGGACUUGUGGGAAGGUGGAAGGAGCUAUCUUAAGUGUGAAUAAUAAAGAUAAAAAAGAUUUCGAGACAAGAAGUAAUUCAGAUUUGCGUCAAAAUAUUGAUGGAGGCAAUUUAUUGAGUGAUGGCAAUGCUAUAGUCUCAAGGGAUUUGGCCCAUUCUUUGGAAGCGAACUCUACAGCAUUAGAAAGUAAAAACAAUUCUGAAUUGUCGAAAAAAAGCGUUGGAGAAAGCUGGUCUAAUAAAGAAGGUACAAGGAACCAAGGUGCCUUUUCAAGUAAUGAAAGCGAUCAGGAAGACAGCGGCGACGGUGUUCACCAGGCUACGUCGAGUAUGGAUUCGACUUCGGAAAGUAGGACCAGUAGGAAAUCGAAUGUUUCCGAGGUUGCCGAGUUGAAUUCAGGAAGUAAGGAUGACAACGAGAACGUGAAAGAUGGCGGACUAGAAAAAGAUACGACGAGUGCCACCGAUGUUCCUCCGACGCUUGUCCGAAGGCCACCAAUCGUCAACCGGUAUGAUGUUGAAACGGAAAGUGAAAGUUAUAGCACGGAGUCUAAGACCGUUGACACGGAAGAUGAAUUGAUUGAAAGAUUUGAACAUUUUGAGAUUUCGGGGAAAAACGAAGUCGACGUCGCCUAUAAAAACGACGAAGACUAUAACAUGAACGAAUUACCCGAAUGUGACACUCUCGGCGGUAAUCAUCCAGGGACUAAAGAAAACAGUUCGAAAAGCGAACCACGCGAAGAAGAAGAUAUCACAAGAAGCGAUGGCAAUAAUACAGAUUCUUCACCCCAGGGUAAUGGAAUUUCACAGAACAAUUUAGCUACAGAUCAUCGCUCCUCAGGGAGCGAGACUUAUAGCGAAAAAAAGGAGGACAAGAAUCGCUCGAAAGAUUUUCAAGCAUUCAUUCAGAAUGCGGUGUCGGAUGAUAUGAGCAGUGGGGCAAGGGGGAGUGGUCCCACUCUGACUAUUGGACCACCGGAUUCUGAAAGCGAAACCGACACAGAAUACGGGCCACCGUUAUCUGUCAUACACGAAGUUGAUGAAGAUAAUCUCACCGAAACAAACAGUCGCACCUCACAAGAUAGAACAAGUGAUGAUGAAGCCACUCUUUCUAAUAAACAACUAACUUCUCUCCCGGAUGACCAUUCUAGGAACUCGAAUCUAACUGGGAGUUGGAGCCGAACCAUUACGUCCGAUGACGAGGGUUUCCGAACUGAAGACGAUGUUUUAGAUCUCCUUGAUGGCGAGGAUGAGUCUAUGAUUGGUGGGCCUACGGUUGACAAUACAACAUCUACGACAAAGAAAGGACAAAGUGCGAGUACAUCUAGGGUCGAUAAGGGUAAUUUUAGAACUACGAGUGAUAAUCGAAAUGACACCGAUUAUAGGACAAUUGGUAGUAACGAUGAACAAACUAUGGAUAAUGCUGAGAUUUUGAGGGAUAGAAGUGUUCAGAAAGAUAAAAUUGAUGGGGUUACCCAGGAAAAUGAGACAGACUUAGAUUCCGUAAAUCUCACGGAAAAGGCAAGCGGCAAUACACAGGUAAGAUCUGAUGAUAAUAGUUCUAAGGGUGAGAAAGUUUCUGUCAACUGUCACAAUCAAGACAACACAGAACCUAAUUCCGAUGGAAAUAAGACAGAAGACGAAGAGUCGACUGAAAAUAUUAGCGAGUCAAGUUGUCCCACAAGAGCGUCUUUAAGAUCAGAUAGUUCUCUUUCUGAAGAACCUCCUGCAGCUGAAAACGCUUUAGAGGCCAUCAUAGCUACGCUAUCCUUGCCCGAUAACUGCCGGGGCACGGUGCAGACUGGAAGCGAUGGUAACGAAAACAUUCCGAGUGGUUCCGAACGAACGUCCGAAGUCGUUUCUGCUGAGAACAGAUCUGACUCGGAAGGGAGCGAGGUUGCUUCGGAACAAGUUCGUUACUACAUCGCGUUGUAUAGAUAUGACCCGAUGACUAUGUCGCCGAAUGUGGACGGAGCUGACGAAGAAUUGCCAUUCAAUGAAGGAGACAUUAUCAGGGUGAUUGGCGAUGUGGACGAUGAUGGUUUCCUCUGGGGUGAAUGUAAACUCAAGCAAGGAUUGGUUCCAUCAAAUAUGGUCUCCGAAGUCGAUAUCAACGAAGCAGAAGACUUGUUUAACGAAUAUACCAAUGACGUCAGAUUACAAAAUGAGCUGAAUUUACAUGACCAAGUCAAUGGGGAACUGGACGUCGAUAUUAUUUCGCAGAAUCUUGGAGAGACUGGAACUAGUGGUGACAGGUUGUCGUUUUGGGAGAAUUUGGAAAGUGAUGAUUUGCGACCAAGAAAGAUGAAAGCUCUGUAUGAUUAUGAUCCAUUGAGCGAUUCUCCUAACGUCGACAGUGAGGUUGAAUUGAAGUUCAAGUCCGGGGAAAUUAUUUUCGUUUUUGGUGGGAUCCACGACGACGGUUUCUUCGAUGGCGAAUUAAAUGGUAUUCGAGGUCUUGUUCCCUCAAAUUUCUUGAAGCCCGUUGAGGAAUUAAACCACGUUGAAUUGCUUGCAAAUGAAAAAACCUCGGAUUCGAAGACAAAAUCACCCUCAAAUGCACAGGAACAGUCACUGAACAACCUCAACCAUAGUCCCACUGAAGAUGGCGGAAUUCCUCACAAGAAAAGGAAGAAUAUUUUCUCCAAGGGAAGGAAAAUGUUUAAGAAAGCUUUCAAGUAGAAAAAGUCACAGGAUAUACUUCAGUUGGUAAAGUGUGCGCGUAUGAAUGAUGUAGUCAAUUGAAAGAGACCAAAUUACUGUUUAAGAAGGUUUUAAAACGUAUAUUUUAAUCAAAGAAAAACGGGUAAGCGAAGUAACCUCGAUACUUUUUAAUGUGUCUUUUAUUUAGUUGUUAUAUACUACUUCUUACUACUUCUUAAAAAUACAAGUUGACAUCUAACAAUAUGGCAACUAAUAUUGAAUGUAUUCUUUAAAUGAUCAAAAUUUUACGCGUAGUAUAGACCUAUUUAAAAUUCUCAGCACGCCUUAUUCAAACCUCCGAGCCCUCGUUAAACUACAAAUCACUUUUAGCUUUCGUAUAUAUAUUUAAUACCAGGUUUAAGUUAUUUAAAUAACAACUGUACAGAUAGUGUAUAAAGAAAUGCUAAUCUGACAACUUCACCUCGUAAAUUACUUCAUAAACUAGCGUACUUCCAAAAUAUAUCAGAAAAUCGUUUAGC
Molecule: messenger RNA, 5966 nt
Organism: Dendronephthya gigantea
Lineage: Eukaryota; Metazoa; Cnidaria; Anthozoa; Malacalcyonacea; Nephtheidae
Product: RIMS-binding protein 2-like
Biological process (GO): neuromuscular synaptic transmission
Molecular function (GO): protein binding
Source: RefSeq, a predicted model, not a curated record